Messenger RNA from Bipolaris victoriae FI3, 222 nucleotides. RefSeq lists its product as hypothetical. The record is from RefSeq and is a predicted model, not a curated record. The annotation marks the transcript as partial. NCBI's taxonomy places the organism in Eukaryota, Fungi, Ascomycota, Dothideomycetes, Pleosporales, Pleosporaceae. The transcript has a single exon.
CCGCUCCCUCUCCCUCCCCCUCCUCACCCAACUCCAACCUACGCUCGCGCAGCAAAUUCCGCAACAAGCGGAGGCCCAGCCCUAUGUGUCGGGCCCAAGCCAGAUUCCUGCCUCUUCCUUCGGACAGUUGGCGGUUCCCCAGACAUGGAUCGACGAAGAGGCAAGAACGCAAUCCAACACUCACGACACAAUUCUCACCGGAAACACCCGUUUCACAAAUGA